UUCCUGCGCAUCCCCCUGACUCUAGCUUCAAGAAAGUCAUCAUGUCUCAUGGUCAGAAGAGGCAGUAUUGCAACUUUCAGGGAGAAUCUCAGGCCCAAAGAAAAGAACAGGGCCAGAUGCAUUCUGAUCUGUCUGUGGCUGAGGGAGAGGAGUCCAAUAAUAACAACUCCUCUUCUUCCACUAGCCCAAUUCUCCCCAGGAAGAUACCUGCUGGUGGGAUACCAAAUUUUCACCAUAGUCCUCAGCGUGCCGUAUCUCCUCCCACUGUUAUGGCCUCCAUUCCAAUAUCCCCAUCUGAUGAGGCCUCUGGCAACCAAAUAAGGGAGGGGGAAGGCCCCAUGGUAUUGCGCCAUGAAUUAAGUGAAAAGGUGACUUAUUUGAUACAGUUCCUGCUCCUCAAGUAUAGAUUGAAGGAGCUAACCAGCAAGGCAGAAAUUAUAGCAGAGAUUAUAGAAGAUGAUGAGCAGCACUACAAUAUGAUCUUUAAUGAGGCCUCUGAUGGUUUGAAGCUGGUCUUUGGCAUUGAUGUAAUAGAAGUGGAUGCUGUUGUCCACACCUAUGCCCUUGUCAUUGCCCUGGGGAUCACUUAUGAUGGGAUGCUUACUAAUGUCCAAGGCAUGCCCAAAACUGGCCUCCUAAUAAUUGCCCUAGGUGUCAUUUGCAUGAGUGGCAACCGUAUCAGUGAGAAUAUGAUGUGGCGAGCACUAACUAUGAUGGGAAUAAGCCCUAUAGAAAAUCACUAUAUAGCUGGGAAUGCCAAGAAGCUGUUAUUGAAAAUUUUGUACAGGAAGGGUAUCUGGAAUACAACCCAGUGCCUGACAGUGAUCCCCCUCACUAUGAGUUCCUAUGGGGCCCUAGGGCCCAUGCUGAAACAAGAAGUGAGGAUGUCAUAGAGUUUUUAGCUGAGAUCAGCAGGAUGAACUAAGUGUUCCAGAUCCUUCCAAUCCCUGUAUUUUGAGAGAACAUCGAAUUUUGUUGGGGAUUGUCACCAUAAAUGGCAUACUGUUUGGCCAAUACAAGUUCUAAUGCCACAUUCAGAAGCUUUCUGAAUGAAGUCUCAGAUGUGUCUUCACUCUCUGAAGGUGGCAGUCAGUUUUAAGCAGUAAAGAGAGCUAGUGAAAGUAAGUAUAUAAUUUUUUCCUGUUUUGUAAGGAUAACUUGGAACAUUCUUUAGUAAUUUUAAAUUUUUGUUUUUCUUAAUUGAAGGAUUUCAUGGGCUUCAGAAUCUAAGUCUAUAAAUGGCAUUAAUAACACAUUUAUUGCUUCCUUCAGUAGGGCCAUGCUAUGCAGCCCUAACUGUCCUGGAAUUCUCUAUAUAGAUCAAGUUGGCCUUGAAUUCAUAGAUAUCCACCUGCCUCUUCCUGCUAAGUGCCAGUAUUACAGAUCCGUGCCACCACACGUAGACAUCUUUUGCUAUUUUAUAUCUUAUUUUAGGGUCUGUAAUAACAUUGAAAUAGGAAUUUAAUUUGAAAUGUGAAAGAAUUUAGUAAUAUAUCCAAUGCCAUUAAAUGGAGAAAAAUCAAAGAAAUUGUUUAUUUUCCCCUUCAACAAAAUCUGUACCUCUGUUAAAUUAGGUUGCAUGAGUAGAUCUAAAUGUACACGUUUUUUUGAAAUUGUAUGAGAAAUUACAUCCUAACAAAUUACCCAAUGUAAAGCUCCACAGCUUCAGAAUUGUAAAGAAGCUCAUUGAGAUUUAUAGACUUUGGAUCUGGUUAAUUUUGGUGAUGUUUUUGAUUUCCAAGUUCGUUUUAAUAAAAUUACAAUACAAAUAAA
This is a messenger RNA of Mesocricetus auratus (golden hamster), 1773 nucleotides long. Its product is annotated as melanoma-associated antigen 10-like. The record is from RefSeq and is a predicted model, not a curated record. Gene Ontology annotation, cellular component: nucleus. Lineage: Eukaryota; Metazoa; Chordata; Mammalia; Rodentia; Cricetidae. Gene Ontology annotation, biological process: negative regulation of transcription by RNA polymerase II.